AUGGCCAGGAUGGAAGCUAUGCUUGCAAUCCUUGACAAGAAAUUUGAAGACAUAAAGAAAUUCAAGGAACAAGUGAGAGGGAGUAUAAAAAUCCAAGGAGAGGUUAUUAAGAAUCUCGAAUCUCAUGUAGGACAUCUUUCACAGCAGAUUCUGAAGUUCACUGAUAGUUUUCCAAGUGACACUGAGAAAAAUCUGAGAGGGAAAAUGAAAAAGGUGAGAUGGGAAGAGUGUAAGGCAGUUACUCUUGCAAAUGAAGAAAUUCUGGAAGAAGAUACUAGUAAGCCAAUAGAACACAGCCAAGGAAGUUCCCAGAGUAAAUUGGAGAAAAAGGAACAAGAAACGGGAUGUGUACAAAGGAAAGAAUCAACCAGGGGGGAAAUUCCGAAACCAUAUAUGCCAAUGGCACCAUUUCCUCAAAGACUCAUGGGAGGUGAGAAAGAAAAGUCAUAUUCAAGAUUCCUAGAUCUGUUUGCAUCUCUCAGCGUCAAUAUUCCCUUUAUCAAAACUCUCCAACAGAUGCCCACCCUACAUCAAAUGCAUGAAAGAGCUGCUGAACAAGAAAAGAACCUUAAAAAGGGGACAACCAGUGACAAUGAACAAGGAAUGUAG
Molecule: messenger RNA, 609 nt
Organism: Arachis ipaensis
Lineage: Eukaryota; Viridiplantae; Streptophyta; Magnoliopsida; Fabales; Fabaceae
Source: RefSeq, a predicted model, not a curated record